AUGUCUGAUGCUCACAGUCCUCGUCAUGACGCGAAAUCUCACGAUCAUCGUCGCUCUACCCAGUCAGCUUCGGCUCCACCAGGAGAUGUCUCACAACUCCCCAAAGGUCAAUGUCGUUACAUUCUCACGUUACCCGAAUUGAAAGGCCACCGAUGUGGAUGCGACGACUUGGCAGUUCUGAAAAAGCGCGUAAAGGACCUAGAGGCAAUGCUACAACAAAAAGGCAGCUACCAACCAGAAAGCCUUGUCUGCAGAAUCAGCGAUCUCGAGGAAACAGUGGAGAGUAACGAAGAAGAGUCCGCCAUGCAAAUAAAAGCUUUGUAUCAGAAUAGCUCUGCAGCAUGGGAGAUCAUAGAAGCGUUACAGGAGCGGACCAAAACUCUUGAGACAUAUUGUGGCCUAUACCGGGAGCAGAUGGCGGCGACGAGGAGUGAGUUAAGAGAGCUGUAUAAUAGGCAGCUGGAGUUAAUGGAUGGCGAAGAGAGUCUGGAGGAAAGACUUCAUAGGCUGGAGGACCCAGGUGAUAUACUACCGGCAUUUCCAACUACGCCUAUGGGCUCGUUGCGAAUGGAUACCCGGUAG
This is a messenger RNA of Fusarium graminearum PH-1, 582 nucleotides long. RefSeq lists its product as uncharacterized. The record is from RefSeq and is a predicted model, not a curated record. Bases 1 to 582 code for a protein of 193 amino acids. The transcript is spliced from 2 exons. Lineage: Eukaryota; Fungi; Ascomycota; Sordariomycetes; Hypocreales; Nectriaceae.